AUGACGCCAAGGAGUCUACCAUUUAUUCUACUUAAAGGCAUUACAAAUGAUUUCUCGGCUGAUAGGAUAAUUGGUAAAGGCUUCCGUGGAAAUGUGUACAAGGGAAUUUAUGAAGAUGGGACAAUCAUCGCCGUGAAGAUUCUCCACAUACGUGUUCAUGAUCUGGUAGUCGGAAUGUGGAGGAAAAGGCUACAGCGGGAAACAUCCAAGGCCCGGUCGGUGGAAGGAUAUUGCCACCAAGUGAUGGCAUGCAUCCUAAUAGCACUGAAAUGUGUUGAGUACAACAGGCAUGAUCGGCCCAACAUAAGAGAGGUUGUCCGUGCGUUGGAUGAAACAGAGACAUGGAUUCACGACGACAGUGAUCUGCUUGAUGUGCACCCGACGGAUCUCCGCUUCGCCUUCAAGCCGAAAAAACACGCCUCCUGCUUGGUGCAGCUACACAACAAGCAAGACGAUCUUGUGGCGUUCAGGAUUAUGUGUCAUAAGAGUCCAAAGAGGUACCACAUGAGCCUGCCGCUCCACGGCAUGGUGCCUCCCAGGUGCACCUACACCCUCGCCUUGAUGACUAGAAAGCAGCUGAAACCACCACCGUCAGACAGCGACGAGGCCUUGGUGUUGUGGAGUGUUGCAGUGAGCCAUUCUCAGGAGCUACAGCUGAAGAAUCUUAGUAACCAAGCGUCGGCGUCCAGAGAAUAUGAAAAUAUGUUCAGGAAAGCACAAGAGUCUGCUGACGAUGAGAUGCAAGAGGUGACGCUCAAGUGUAUUUCUGCUCCACCACCAGCUGAUGAAGAGGCAACCUCCUCCGAUGAAGUCUUGAAUUCAUUUGAAGACGAAGCAGUUUAUAUCGCUAAAUUCAUCCCACAAGAGGAAUGGAUUGUGGCCGGAGAUGGCAAUGGGUGGAUUCAUGUGUUCAGCUGCGAUGGAUACCAAGACCCGACAAGCUUCGAAGCUCAUGAUGGUCACAUCAUGUCGUUGGCUGUUCAUCCCACUGAUUCCUAUGUGCUGUCAUCGUCUCAUGACGAUCACCUGAUUAAGCUCUGGCACUGGGAUAUGCAUUGGGACUUCAAGAAGGGGCCCUGGGCGUGCACUCGCACAUUUGAGGGGCACACUGACAGAGUGUCGCAACUAGUUUUUAACCGAGAGGACCCUGGUUGCUUCGCCAGUGCAUCAUGGGAUGGCACGGUCAAGAUCUGGAGUCUUAACUCUGAUGUGUGCAAAACAAUCAUGUCAGACACGCAUCAGGAUGGCCUUCUCUGUGUUGAUUUCAUCACUGGUGCUGAUCAUCAGCAUCUUAUCACUGGAUCAAAGGAUCAGACUGCGCAGAUCUGGGACCUGGAGAUACAUAGGCGCAGGGAAUACCUACAAGGGCAUACAGACCAUGUUAGUGUUGUCUACUAUCAACCAGAUCAUCAGAAACUAAUUACAGGUUCACUUGAUGGGACUAUUCGGAUUUGGGAUGCCACUACUUACAGGCUUGAGAAUAUUAUUGCUCUUAACCUAGGAGCAGUUUCUGAUGUUGGAUAUAUAAAGGAGUUACAAAGGAUUAUUGUCGGGUGCUCUGAAGGAAUAGCAACGAUGGAGAUUAAUUUCCUUGAACUCUCAAUUGCAAGCAAAGGACGAAUGCAGAUAAUGCCAUGA
Molecule: messenger RNA, 1638 nt
Organism: Miscanthus lutarioriparius
Lineage: Eukaryota; Viridiplantae; Streptophyta; Magnoliopsida; Poales; Poaceae
Source: the annotation of a GenBank genome assembly